AUGCAACCCCCGAAGACGAUCCUCUUCCUCGGGGCAACCGGCGGCUGUGGCCAAGCUGCCUUGCGUCGAUCGCUGGCUGCCGGCUUCACGUGCAUCGCACUCUGUCGGAACCCAGACAAACUUACGUCUGUACUCUCCCCCGAAAUCCAUCCCAACCUUCAAGUAUUCAAGGGAAACGCGCACGACAUGGAAGCCAUCAAGAAUUGUAUCGUUUCGCCUCAUGACGCAACAUCCUUUGUGGACUUCGUCAUCUCCACCAUUGGUGCCUGGUUUGAGUUGCGAAAAAUGACUCUUGAGGACGUACAUGUAUGUGAGCAUGGCAUGGCUGUUCUUCUCAAUGCCAUCAAGACUCUACGCACCGAAAGAGGAGUUUCUGGACGUCCUCGUGUCAUCGGACAGAGCAGCACUGGCAUAUCCAAGUUUGGCAGAGACACGCCGCUUAUCAUUUACCCCAUAUACAAGGGCCUUCUCUCCACACCACACCAGGAUAAGCGCGCGUUGGAGGAGCUUCUCUUCAACUCCGGAGAAGAAUGGACAGUUCUCCGAGCUAGUUUUCUCACCAACGGAAACGAAACUUCUGGUGUUGCAAUCAAGGUCGGUGUCGAAGAUCCUGUCAGUGGCGUGAAGAGCCUAGCCAUAGGAUAUACAAUUUGCCGAGAGGACGUGGGCAGAUGGAUGUUCGAUAAUAUCUUGAAUUGCAACAACGACAAGUAUGUUCGCAAAGUGGCGACUAUCACAUACUGA
Colletotrichum siamense is the source of this 744-nucleotide messenger RNA. RefSeq lists its product as uncharacterized. NCBI's taxonomy places the organism in Eukaryota, Fungi, Ascomycota, Sordariomycetes, Glomerellales, Glomerellaceae. The record is from RefSeq and is a predicted model, not a curated record. Bases 1 to 744 code for a protein of 247 amino acids. The transcript has a single exon.